This is a messenger RNA of Thalassophryne amazonica, 8565 nucleotides long. RefSeq names its product NIPBL cohesin loading factor a (gene nipbla). Gene Ontology annotation, molecular function: chromatin binding. NCBI's taxonomy places the organism in Eukaryota, Metazoa, Chordata, Actinopteri, Batrachoidiformes, Batrachoididae. Gene Ontology annotation, cellular component: Scc2-Scc4 cohesin loading complex. The record is from RefSeq and is a predicted model, not a curated record. Gene Ontology annotation, biological process: digestive tract development; establishment of protein localization to chromatin; establishment of mitotic sister chromatid cohesion.
AUGAAUGGGGAUAUGCCUCAUGUUCCCAUCACCACUCUUGCUGGGAUUGCUAGCCUCACCGACCUGUUAAACCAGUUGCCCCUGCCUUCCCCUCUCCCGGCCACUACCACUAAGAGCCUGUUGUACAAUGGGAGGAUCGCGGAGGAUGUCGCCUGCCUGCUGGCCUGUCGGGAUGAGAAUCUGGCAUCCCAGCUAGCUCAUGGCCUCAACCAGGUCUCCACAGAGCACAUAGAGCUGAAGGACAACCUGGGUAGUGAUGAGCCUGAGGGAGAUGCACCACUGCUGCUGCAGACCAUGUUGGCCAGGAACCCUGGCAUCUUCAGGGAGAAAAAUGUCAUGCAGCAGCAAAUGGUGCCACAGUACAAGAUCACCCAGAAUUCCAUGCAUAGCCCAGCUCAGUCUGGAAACUUCCAGCAGGCAGCAAUUUCUCCAAAUCCAUCAAGCCGUUUUGUGACACCUCAGACCGGUUCCAGUACCCGGUAUUUGGGCCAACAGAACAGUCCAGUUCCCAGUCCCUACACACCUCAGAGCCCCGCCACUGGUUACAUGCAGCAGUAUCCCCAUCAACAGCCACCUAGCUAUAACCAACAUCAACAGAUACAACAAGUGUCAGUAGCUAGUCCCAUGGUUCCAGGUGGCAUACGUAACAUUCAUGAGGGCAAGGUAUCCAGUCAGGUCGCCAAUGCUGCCAACCAUCACUCAGACAGACAUGGCGCUGAUGACUACCUUAACAUUGUACACCGCCUGGGUGGCGAGGAGGGAGACUCCACCAUGAGGAACGCUUCUUUCCCCUUGAGAUCACCACAGUCAGGCUGUUCCCCAGCAGGGAGUGAAGGAACACCAAAAUCGGGUUCUCGUCCACCAUUGAUCCUUCAGUCACCACCUCCUUACGCAGUGUCACCAAGGGAUGGGGGACCUGACCAUAAACAGCAGCUUCAGCAAAGGAAGAAGGUCCCAACUGUGAAAGAAGAAAAAGACAUGUAUGACAUUGUUAGUUCUCCAAACAAGGACUCUACAAAACUCACCUUGAAACUGUCCAGAGUCAAGUCAGAUGAGUCCGAUCCACCAAGUGAGGUUGUGCCUGGUAUGGACCAUAAUGUGGACACUGUGGAGGCAGAACUGGGCUAUCAGCAUGUGCCUGUUCUCCAGCAAAACCUGGUAGCACGCCAACAACAACAGCACAUUUCCCAACCAGUAGGAGGUGGUAGUGGACUACAUCCUCCAAGUUCCCCUUAUGAUGAAGCUGAGUUGGAUGCCUUGGCUGAAAUCGAGAGGAUAGAGCGAGAAGCAGCAAGUGAAAAGUGCUCCAAGGAGGUUCAAGAUAAAGACAAACCAUUGAAGAAAAGGAAGCAAGACUCCUUUCCUUUGGAACCAGUUGCAGGGGGGCCAGGUGGUCCCACAGGUGCCCCAGGUAGUGGAUCAGCAGGAGGGGGCAAUGCUGGCAAAUUGACACCACAGGAGGCCACUGCAGCGGGGAACGGUGCCAGUCGGCCUCCCCUUAUGGUGAGCAUCGACCUCCAGCAGGCAGGUCGAGCUGAUGGGCAGCUAGACCCCUGUCUCGCUGCCCCUAUUCCAGCCCUUGAGGCUCAGCGCUGGCCUGAGGAACCAGCUAGUGGGCCUGCUGCAGUGGAAGGGUCUGACACAGGUUCACAGUUAAAACCAGAUGGAAGGCCUGAAGUCAUUAAGAACAGGGUGGACAAACAUGAUAGCAGGCGAGAUGGCCGGGAGGCAUCAAAACACAGACAUGAUGAAAAGUCUUCCUCAGACAGACGGGGAGAGACGCCAAAGUCAUCAAGUCGUGGGGACCAUGGUCGAGAUAGGGAUAGAGACCCUAACCGCGAAAGGAAGCACCGAAGUGAAACUAGUGGUCGAGAACGACGCUCACCUGAUGCACGUUGCCGAAGUGAUCGGGAUAAAUCUGCCUUCUGGCCCGCUUCAGGCGGCGAGCCUGGUCGAAGCAGCGGUAGGCAGGAUGGCCCCAAACAAGCCUCCUCUACUUCUGGUGCUAAACUUCCAGAUUCUUUCCCUGCUGAACUCCUGGGAGGUCAUACUGGUGCACUGAAGAACUUCCAGAUCCCCAAGAUCAAGCGUGAUAAAGAGGGAAAUGGGUCAACCGAAAGUCAAAUCUGGGCUCAGCCCAAGGUUAAACUGGAGAGGCUGGGUUUGGUGCAGGACUUUGAGAAGAGGCCCAAGCCUGUGGUGGUUCUGAAAAAACUCUCAGUUGACCAGAUCCAGAGAAUAAUUAGGCACAGCAAGUCUGGAAGGAAUAGGUUAUCGUCUGGGAAGUCCGGCAAAAGUGGUAUGGAUCCAGCAGUUUUGAAGGAGCUUCCCCCAGAGCUGUUGGCAGAAAUUGAGUCAACUAUGCCACUGUGUGAAAGGGUAAAGAUGAACAAGAGAAAAAGAAGCACGGUCAGUGAGAGGCCCAAAUACGCAGAGGUCAGCUCAGACGAAGACUUUGAAGCUAAUGGAGAAUCUGCAAGGAAACGACAGCGACGAGACAAGGACAGGACCUGGGAAUAUGAGGAAAGGGAACGCCGGAGUUCUGGAGAUCAUCGGAAAAGUGGGCACCGAGACAGCAGACGAGGCUCAGGGAGUCGCUAUCGAGACUCUUCAGAUGAAGAUUCACCACCCCCAAGCAUGAGCGAAAUUGCCAGAAAAAUGAAGAUGAAGGAGAAGCAGAAGAAGCGAAAAGCCUAUGAACCCAAACUAACCCAAGAAGAGCUGAUGGACUCAUCAACAUUCAAGAGAUUCUUAGUGAGCAUUGACAACAUCCUCGAGAAUCUGGAGGAUGUGGAUUUUACUACCAUGGCGGAUGAUGAUGAGAUACCUCAGGAAUUGCUGCUCGGUAAACAUCAGUUGAAUGAGCUUGGUAGUGAGUCUGCCAAAAUUAAAGCCAUGGGCAUCUCCAGCAGGAUCCCAGCAGACAAACUGGUGAAGCUGUUGAACAUACUUGAAAAGAACAUCCAGGAUGGGGCAAAGCUAUCCACCAUGAUUAACCAUGACCAUGAUGCCGAAGAUGAGGAGCGACUGUGGAGAGACUUGAUCAUGGAGAGAGUCACAAAAUCAGCAGACGCCUGUCUAACAGCACUUAACAUCAUGACUUCUUCACACAUGCCGAAGGCUGUAUAUAUUGAAGAUGUAAUUGAACGGGUGCUACAGUACACAAAGUUCCAUCUUCAGAACACAUUGUAUCCACAGUAUGACCCUGUCUACAGGGUGGAUCCACAUGGAGGUGGCAUGCUAAGCUCCAAGGCCAAACGUGCUAAAUGCUCCACGCACAAGCAACGUGUGAUUGUCAUGUUGUAUAACAAAGUAUGUGACAUUGUCAGCAACAUCUCUGAGCUGCUGGAGAUCCAACUACUAACGGAUACCACCAUUCUUCAGGUUUCUUCAAUGGGAAUCACUCCAUUCUUUGUCGAGAAUGUCAGUGAACUGCAGCUGUGCGCAAUUAAACUGGUUACAGCAGUUUUCUCACGUUAUGAAAAGCAUCGGCAGCUGAUCUUAGAGGAGAUUUUUACUUCUUUAGCCAGACUGCCCACCAGCAAACGCUCCCUCAGGAACUUUAGACUUAACAGCUCAGACCAGGAUGGAGAACCAAUGUACAUUCAAAUGGUGACGGCUCUGGUGCUGCAGCUCAUCCAGUGUGUUGUGCACCUUCCCAAUGACAGGGACACUUUCGAGGAGUAUGACAACAAGGUUGAUCAAGAUGUGUUGAUAACCAACUCCUAUGAGACUGCAAUGAGAACAGCACAAAACUUUCUUUCAGUCUUCUUGAAGAAAUGUGGCAGUAAGCAGGGAGAAGAUUACCGGCCACUGUUUGAGAACUUUGCAGAUCUGCUGUCUACAGUUAACAAACCAGAGUGGCCUGCUGCAGAGCUGCUACUCAGUCUGCUGGGUAGACUACUGGUACACCAGUUUAGUAAUAAGCAGACAGAGAUGGCUUUGAGAGUGGCAUCUCUAGACUAUCUGGGCACAGUGGCCGCUCGCCUCAGGAAGGAUGCAGUCACCAGCAAGAUGGAUCAGAGGUCUAUCAAUCGCAUUCUAGAAGAGGCACCAGGGAAUGAUGAGACCCAGCAGUUGCAGAAGGCUCUACUGGACUACUUAGAAGAGAACGCUGAGACAGAUGCCUCAUUAGUGUUUGCUAGAAAGUUCUAUAUUGCCCAGUGGUUCCGGGAUGCUACAACAGAAGCUGAGAAAUCUAUGCGGAACCAAAAUCCAAAGGAUGAGGACUCAUCGGAUGGUCCACACCAUGCAAAGGAGAUGGAGACCACUGGUGAAAUUAUGCAGCGUGCUGAAAAGCGCAAAAAGUUCCUGCGUAACAUCAUCAAGACCUCGCCAGCUCAGUUCACCACACUGAAAAUGAACUCUGACACAGUGGACUAUGAUGACUCCUGUCUGAUUGUACGUUAUUUGGCCUCCAUGAGGCCGUUUGCCCAGAGUUUUGAUAUUUAUUUAACACAGAUUUUGAGAGUCCUUGGGGAAAGUGCCAUUGCUGUGAGGACUAAAGCCAUGAAGUGUCUAUCUGAGGUUGUGGCUGUGGAUCCCAGCAUUCUGGCAAGGUCUGACAUGCAACGUGGUGUCCAUGGUCGUUUGAUGGAUAAUUCCACCAGUGUGAGAGAGGCAGCUGUUGAGCUGCUCGGGAGAUUUGUACUCAGCAGACCUCAACUUACUGAACAGUACUACGACAUGCUCAUCGAGAGAAUAUUGGACACUGGCAUCAGCGUCAGGAAGCGUGUUAUCAAGAUCCUCAGAGACAUAUGCCUGGAGCAGCCAACUUUCAGUAAGAUUACCGAGAUGUGUGUACGGAUGAUCCGCAGGGUCAAUGAUGAGGAAGGCAUCAAGAAACUGGUGAAUGAGACAUUCCAAAAGUUGUGGUUCACUCCAACUCCAGCCCACGACAAGGAGACCAUGACCAGGAAGAUCCUGAACAUCACUGAUGUGGUUGCAGCAUGUAGAGACACUGGCUACGACUGGUUUGAGCAGCUUCUACAGAAUCUUCUAAAGUCUGAAGAGGAUGCAUCAUAUAAGCCAGCUAAGAAGGCUUGUGUUCAGCUAGUUGACAAUCUAGUAGAGCACAUCCUCAAGUACGAAGAGUCUCUUGCAGAAAACAAGGGUGUAAACUCAACAAGACUGGUAGCAUGUAUCACCACGUUGUACUUGUUCAGCAAAAUCAGGGCUCAGCUCAUGGUCAAACAUGCCAUGACCAUGCAACCUUACCUGACCACAAAGUGUAAUACUGCCAAUGACUUCAUGGUUAUAUGUAAUGUGGCAAAGAUCUUGGAACUUGUGGUACCUCUUAUGGAGCACCCAAGUGAGACUUUCCUUGCCACCAUUGAAGAAGACCUCAUGAAGCUCAUCAUAAAGUAUGGCAUGACGGUGGUCCAGCACUGUGUGAGCUGUCUGGGAGCUGUUGUGAACAAAGUCACACACAACUACAAGUUUGUCUGGGCUUGCUUCAACAGAUUCUAUGGUGCACUCAACAAGUUGAAGAUACAGCAUCAGGAGGAUCCUAACAGCACAACACUAGUAGCAAACAAGCCUUUCCUGUUGCGAUCACUCUUCACUGUGGGUGCUCUUGCUCGGCACUUUGAUUUUGAUCUGGAAGAAUUCAAGGGUACCAAUAAGAUUGUUAUUAAGGAGAAAGUCUUGGAGUUGCUGCUAUACUUCACCAAACAUGAAGAUGAGGAGGUCAAGACCAAAGCCAUCAUCGGCUUAGGCUUCCUUGUGAUCAUGCAUCCCAGUCAGAUGUUUGUUCCAGAGGUGAAGUCCUUAUACAAUGGCAUUCUGGCUGACAACACCUCCUCUAUCAACCUCAAAAUACAGAUCCUCAAGAACCUCCAGACAUACCUUCAAGAGGAGGAUACACGGAUGCAGGAAGCAGAUCGAGAAUGGAAGAAACUUUCAAAACAGGAAGAUUUGAAGGAGAUGGGAGACAUCUCAUCUGGCAUGAGUAGCUCCAUAAUGCAGCUUUAUCUUAAACAGGUGCUAGAGGCUUUCUUCCAUACACAAUCCAGCGUACGGCAUUUUGCUCUCAACGUCAUAGCCCUGACUCUCAACCAGGGCCUCAUCCAUCCUGUACAGUGUGUGCCCUACCUCAUUGCCAUGGGAACAGACCCAGAGCCCAGCAUGAGAAACAAGGCUGACCAGCAGCUCGUGGAGAUCGACAAAAAGUACACAGGAUUCAUCCAUAUGAAGGCAGUUGCUGGGAUGAAGAUGUCAUACCAUUUACAGCAGACCAUCGAUUCAUCCCGAAAGACCAUCGUGAGAGGUUUUAGGCAGGAUGAGGCACAUACAGCACUCUGCUCGCACCUCUUCAGUAUGAUCCGAGGGAAUCGGCAGCAUCGGAGAGCAUUUCUCAUCUCUCUGUUAAAUCUUUUUGAUGACAGUGCUAAGACAGACGUCAACAUGCUGCUUUUUUUAGCUGACAACCUAGCCUGUUUCCCCUACCAGAGCCAGGAGGAGCCUCUCUUCAUAAUGCAUCACAUAGACAUCACACUGUCUGUUUCUGGCAGCAACUUGUUGCAAACCUUCAAAGAGUUUUUGCUAAAAGAGCCAAGGCGAAAGGAGAAAAAGCAGUGGAAAAACACAUCAGAUGGGGAAGAAGACGAGGAAAAGAUGAACUGCAGUUCUCCCACGAGUCAGGACGAAACGAGCAGCAGCAACGAUGAUUACGACGAAGUGGUACGGCGGCCCAAAAAGGCCAAAAGGCGUGUUGCACAGUCAGAAAGCUCAGAAUCUGACUCUGACCUGGAGGAUUUGGAUGUGGAGGAUGUGGACAAAGUAAUGAGGCUCCUCCCAGAUAAUCCCAUGGGUUUGUUGGACUUUGCUAAUGCUGUGCAGGGUAUUCUGUUGCUCCUGGUGCUCAAACAACAUCUGAAGAUUCAAUAUGGAUUCUCUGACAGUAAAAUCCAGAAGUACUCGCCGACCGAGUCAGCUAAAGUUUAUGAUAAAGCAGUGAACAGAAAAAGCAACGUUCAUUCAGCCCCGCGACAGACUAUCGACUUCAUCUCAAAUAACAUGGCUAAUGCUACGCUAACAGAAGAUGUUAAGAGGCGAAUCGUCAAGCAGUACCUAGAUUUCAAAGUUCUGAUGGAACACUUGGACCCAGAUGAGGAGGAUGAGGAAGGAGAAGCAUCUGCCAGUGCAAACAUCAGAAACAAAGCCAUAAAUGCUCUCCUCGGAGGCUCCGGCGCUCUGUCAGGACCUAGUCCGCGUAAUCAGGCGGGACCAGAGACAGAUGAUGAUGACAGUGAUGUUGAUGACAGGAACCCCGGGUCUUCUCGAAGGUCAAGGCGAGCAGGUGACUCCUCAGACCCUGGCCGUAUGAGUGAGACAGUGGAAGCUAUGGAUGUGAUUGCCCUUUGCUGCCCCAAAUACAAAGAUCGACCGCAAAUAGCUCGAGUCAUCCAAAAGACCUCCAAUGGGUACAGCGUCCACUGGAUGGCUGGUUCAUACUCAGGGCCUUGGGCGGAGGCUAAGAAACGGGAUGGUCGUAAACUGGUGCCUUGGGUGGACACUAUUAAGGAGUCGGACAUCAUUUACAAGAAGAUUGCCUUGACCAGCAAUCACAAACUGAGCAACAAAAUAGUACAGACUUUACGCUCACUAUACGCAGCGCGGGAAGGAGGGGCUAGCUAAUAGCCCCAGUGUGUUUUGUUUUGGGUUUUUUUUUUUUCCUCCUUUCUUUUUGGACCCACUGCUCCAGUUCUACUUUUAUCAAAUUCUUCCUCCUCUACGCUCCUUCUCCUCAACCUGCCGCCUCCAACAACACAGCCAAACGUCACUGGAUUAAUUUCUUUUCCUUUCUCAUUUUUGUAAGAAAACACAAGAGGGCAAGAAUAUUUGACACUACAUAAUUUUACUUAUUCUUGCAAAAAAUGAAAAUGACAGAACAUAAGACUUUAUUAUAUUUGAGGGACUGCUGAUUUUUUAUUUUUUAUUUUUUUUUUGUAUAUGUUCAGGGGAUAGAAUCCAGAAGGAAUUAAAGGAAUAAUUCACCCAUAUUAUCCUUUAAAAAGGCUAUCAGAAGAGACCUGGAGGGAAAUGUUUUGUCAACAUUGUUGUGGGAGCUCCUUCGCUGUUGUGCAGCAGAUUCUAGUCGCUCAUUUCUACUCCCACUGUAUCAUAGUUUAACAUGACAAAAACUAAAAUGUUUAUAUCUCUGAAGACGAAAAAGCUGUAAAAAAAGAAUAAAACCUUAAGUGAAUGUUGGAAAUUAGUCUUUUUGAUGUUCUUAUUAAAGUGUUUUUGGAGUUUAUUAUACUACUAGCACCCUGAUGGUUCCUUUUAGCUUUUAGAUCUUUGAAAGAAAAGAAAAAGGAAAAAAAAAAAAAGAAUUUUUAUUUUUGUUCACUUUUAUUUGUCCAUUCUGUACAAUGGCAGAGUCCUCUGAACAUAAUUUAUUCUAUUUCAAACUACGCAUGCAGUAUAUGUGGCCUAUUGCAGGAGGAUAUUUUGUAAAUGUAGAUAUUGUUGUAUUAGGUCACCCUAGUAAUAAGAGGAAAGAGGAUUCAUACCUCUUUGGUGGAACAAAUACUGCAAUAAAUUUUUUACUUCUCUUUGUCA